This is a messenger RNA of Dovyalis caffra, 324 nucleotides long. The record is from the annotation of a GenBank genome assembly. NCBI's taxonomy places the organism in Eukaryota, Viridiplantae, Streptophyta, Magnoliopsida, Malpighiales, Salicaceae.
AUGGCUGCAGCAGCGGUUUACGAAGGCGCAGAAGUCGGGUUUGGAAGAGACCCAGGAGCAGAUUCACAAGAUGAGAAUCACAUGCUGAGACCAAUUUUCAAAAGAAUGGGGCAGAAGUAUACAUAUGGCUUGGCUGUUGUCGUUCUUUCAUUAAGGGUUGAUUUUGUGCAUUCGGAGGCAUAUAAGGUGCUUGGUGGGAUUAAUUUGAAGAUCAACCAGGUUAGGAAUGUAGAUAUUACAGUGCUCUUCUGGGUAUUGCUGCUAUAUGAGUUGCAGAUAAUUGCAUUUUGUAAAGUUGAAGUCGGAUUCCAAAUCUUUUCAUAA